Ostrea edulis (European flat oyster) is the source of this 1362-nucleotide messenger RNA. RefSeq names its product collagen alpha-1(XIII) chain-like. The record is from RefSeq and is a predicted model, not a curated record. Lineage: Eukaryota; Metazoa; Mollusca; Bivalvia; Ostreida; Ostreidae. Bases 1 to 1185 code for a protein of 394 amino acids. The transcript is spliced from 4 exons.
AUGCCGGAAGUGACGGAGGCGACAAACACGUCAUACUACACCUUAGUCGCGCGGUAUAACUACCUGUACAGAGAACUGUAUAGACUGAAGCACAUCUUGGCGUCCCUCACAAAAGGCACAAAGGGGGAACCCGGCCCUCUCGGGCCAAAAGGGUCUGAUGGAACGAAAGGGGACCAAGGAUCUAUGGGACUUGCCGGAGCACAAGGCGCCAAGGGUGAUCAAGGCGUGAAAGGUGAUAAUGGUGUCGCAGGUGCAACAGGCGCCAAUGGAGCUCAAGGUGCGGCAGGGACCGCGGGUGCCCAAGGGGCCAAAGGAGAAGCAGGACUUAAAGGAGACACGGGCGCUACUGGAGCCGUAGGCACGAAAGGUGAACCCGGAGCCGUUGGCCAAAAGGGAGAAUCUGGCGCCGCUGGAGCGAAGGGUGACACAGGAGCUACCGGAGGGGCGGGGUCAGCUGGAGCUAAAGGAAACAAGGGCGAGAUAUAUAGAGAGAGAGAGAGAGGGCUCGUAAAGAUUAUUGAAAUAGAACAAUAUUUUUCAUUUUUCAAGGAGAUGAAGAUUCUGUUGCUUGUGGCGGUAUUUGUGUGUGUGGUGCCAGCAAUCCAUGGAGCAUGGUAUCCAUACCAAUAUCUCGCGGUCAGAUCUCGCUCUCUACUCUACGAGACUUACCGCCUGAAACACCAAAUACUUCACAUCCUUAAAGCAGGCGGCCUCAAAGGCACUUCAGGGGACACGGGGAUCAAGGGACUGGCAGGUUCAAAAGGCGUUAAAGGUAACAUUGGCGUCACAGGCCCACAAGGCAUCAAAGGAGAACUAGGCGCCAAGGGCGAGAUAGGAGAUCAAGGCCCGACGGGUGCAUCCGGAGCCCAGGGCGCUGCAGGAUCCGCAGGUGCUACCGGCGCUAAAGGAUUUAUAGGCGAUAAAGGAAGCCUAGGAGACACAGGUGUCGUAGGCGCUAAAGGCAAUUCUGGAGAUACUAUAAAGGGACAGUCAGGCGACCCGGGGGUCAAGGGGGUUGUUGGAGACACAGGUCCAACGGGACAGGCGGGCGCUAAAGGAGAGGUGGGCGAGAAGGGGGUCCCAGGAACAACAGGGACACAAGGGGUUCAGGGUCUGCAGGGUCCCGCUGGUACGAACGGUCAGAAGGGCGAGAAAGGCAGCCAAGGGGGUGUAAUCAUAAACUAGACAGUACCCAAAGCAAGUUUCCAGUGUGUGUGUGUGUGUGUGAGAGAGAGAGAGAGAGAGAGACCCAUCAACUACACACUAGCCAAAGCAAGUUCCCAGUGUGUGUGUAGGAGAGUGUAUAACACUUUUAACUCUUGAAAGCUUUUAAAAAAUACAUGUACAUAUACAUAUUUUCUU